Molecule: messenger RNA, 385 nt
Organism: Acinonyx jubatus (cheetah)
Lineage: Eukaryota; Metazoa; Chordata; Mammalia; Carnivora; Felidae
Product: non-histone chromosomal protein HMG-17
Exons: 1
Coding region: 60-332 (90 amino acids)
Biological process (GO): chromatin organization
Cellular component (GO): chromatin; nucleus
Molecular function (GO): nucleosomal DNA binding
Source: RefSeq, a predicted model, not a curated record
AAGUUUGUGCUCCACUGAAUCCCCACAUCCAGUGCCUAUGUCCUGCCACAGUCGCCACCAUGCCCAAGAGAAAGAAUGAAGGGGAUGCUAAAGGACAUAAAGCCAAGGUGAAGGAUGAGCCACAGAGAAGAUGUGCGAGAUUUCCUGCUAAACCUGCUCCUCCAAAGCCAGAGCCCAAACCUAAAAAGGCCCCUGCACAAAAGGGAGAGAAGGUACCCAAAGGGAAAAAGGGGAAAGCUGAUGCUGGCAAGGAUGGGGAUGGCCCUACAGAAAACAGAGAUGCCAAAACAGACCAGGCACAGAAAGCUGAGGGUGUUGGAGAUACCAAGUGAAGUGUGUGAUUUUUGAUAACCGUGUACUUCUGGUGACUGUACAGUUUGAAAUA